Ziziphus jujuba (common jujube) is the source of this 2337-nucleotide messenger RNA. RefSeq names its product putative cyclin-B3-1. The coding region runs from base 139 to 2133 and encodes 664 amino acids. Gene Ontology annotation, cellular component: centrosome; cyclin-dependent protein kinase holoenzyme complex; nucleus. The record is from RefSeq and is a predicted model, not a curated record. NCBI's taxonomy places the organism in Eukaryota, Viridiplantae, Streptophyta, Magnoliopsida, Rosales, Rhamnaceae. Gene Ontology annotation, biological process: regulation of cyclin-dependent protein serine/threonine kinase activity; mitotic cell cycle phase transition. The transcript has 23 exons. Gene Ontology annotation, molecular function: cyclin-dependent protein serine/threonine kinase regulator activity.
GCGUAAAAGCAUAUUCCGUUUUCAAAAAACACGCAAAUACCGCCCAAGCAAGCACCGUCGAUAGAUCAAAACAGAGCACAAGUCAGUCUCUCUGUCUCCGAAAGUAGCCGUAGAUGAUCAUCACUUAGAAUUCUAAAAAUGGCGUCUCUCAAGAUUUUGGACCAACAACAACUUACAAAGAAAAAUCCGGAAAGAAACAAAAUGGUGCCUAACAAGGCUAAAGUCGGCAUUGGCCUGAAUGGACCAAGCAGAGACAACCUAACACGCGUCGGUGCGAGAAAUUUUAAGGUUUUUAUCGAAAAUAGAACUGCCAAGGUUGAUUCUCUUAUCAGAAGGCAAUCUGUAGCGGAUAACAAAGGAUCUACCCAGGCUAGUACAAUUGGUUCGAAGGGUGGUUUGCGAAGUUUGGAGAAAAGCAAAGGCAAGAAUGAAUGUGGUGCAAAACCAAAAGUUCAAAGAAGCGCAUUGGCUGACAUUAGCAAUAUCCAUAGAAACUCUUCUAGCAAUCUAAAGCUUAAUGGCUCCAAACCAAUGGUAUCAGUUGCUAUGGGCACUAGGACUGCAAGUGUAUCAUCGAGGAAAUCCAUCCUGGGAAGCAGACAGGGAAACCUUGAUCAAGGUGUUUCUGACUCACUUACAUCAAAGAGAAGUAAAGAUUUGAAGGUGCCUUCAUAUGAUCAGAGGAUCAAAGCCACAGGAUUGCUUUGUGAAACUAUUAUUAAGAAGGGCAGGAGGACAGUGAGGGAUACACUCAUACCAACAAGGAAGUCUUUACCUGUCUUAAAAAGGGUGGAUCAGGCAAACAAAAGUAUCCCAAAGGAAAAUGCUGCAAGUUCUCAACAGGCAAAAGAGGAAAAUGGUUGUCCUGUUAAGGCUAAAACAGGAAGAAAAAUAAUGCUCAGAGUAAGCAAUGCUAAGAUGCAACUUUGGAGGAAUCGAGUGAGUGAUGGCUUCAUAAUAACGGAUCAAACUUCCAUGGGGUCUCAUACAACAUCAAGACAACCUAUCCGACCAAUUGUGAAGACAACACUAAAGGCUUCCAAUGCAAAAAGGAAUAUGAAAUCCCAGAACACAUCGGGUCCAGAUAAGUUGAUAAAUGUUGCUUCAACCUCAUCAAAGAAGAGGGUGGUUGCGAAAUCUUCUGUUUCUGAGAAUAUUGUGCAUGAAGCAACUUGCACAGAGCUUCCAUCUGAUAGAAAUUGCAAGCCAAGUACAUCCGAUACUACCGGAAUGGGAAAAUCAAAUCGAAGAAGAUCAUACACAUCUUUAUUAAUGGGAAGAUCAAAGUUGCUAGAGGAACAUGGUGAAGUUAUGGAGCAAGAAAAGCUACCAAGCAUUGAUGAUGAUGGAAAUCAACUAGAAGUUGCUGAUUAUGUUGAUGAGAUUUAUCAGUACUAUUGGGUGACAGAGGCACAAAAUCCUCCUCUUGCCAAUUACAUGUCAAUUCAGAAAGAUCUUACACCUCAUAUGCGGGCGAUAUUGAUCAACUGGUUAAUUGAAGUACACUUCAAAUUUGAUUUGAUGCAAGAAACACUCUAUCUCAUGGUCACAUUGUUAGACCGUUAUCUUUCUCAAGUCAUAGUUGAAAAGAACGAACUGCAGUUGGUUGGUCUUACAGCUCUCUUGCUAGCAUCAAAGUAUGAGGAUUUUUGGCAUCCUAGGGUCAAAGAUUUAAUUAGCAUCUCAGCUGAGUCGUACACUCGGGACCAGAUGCUUGGAAUGGAGAGCCUCAUUCUUAAGAAGUUGAAGUUUCGCCUGAAUGCACCUACUCCAUAUGUUUUCAUGUUAAGGUUUCUCAAAGCUGCUCAAUCGGACACAAAGCUUGAACACUUGGCCUUCUACCUAAUCGAGUUGUCUCUAGUUGAAUAUGAAGCUUUAAUGUUCAAGCCGUCGUUGCUCUGUGCAUCGGCUAUCUAUGUUGCAAGGUGUACCCUGCAAAUGACACCGUGGACUCCUCUGCUUUGUCGACAUGCACGCUGUGAAGUGUCCCAAAUAAGAGACUGUGCAGAAAUGAUACUAGGAUUACAAAAAGCUGCAAGGGGAGGACAGUUAAAGGUGACAUACGAGAAGUACAUGAGCCCUGAGCUGAGUGGUGUUGCAGCAAUACGACCUUUGGAUAGCCUUCCUUUUUGAUUUGGCACAUUCAGACUUCUCUCUUUUCUGUAGAUUAGUUUAUCAAACCUGUUAUGAUAUUGUAAAAUGUGCCAGGUGAAAAUCUAAAGUCUUACCGUGUCACUGAUCUUCCUUUGAUCUGAAAAACCUCUGUUUUUCUGUUUGAACCUUCACGAGGAAGAGAAUUAAAUGUGUUUCUGUCGGGCAUGUUAUAUUGGACCAGGA